Messenger RNA from Marchantia polymorpha subsp. ruderalis, 1351 nucleotides. The record is from the annotation of a GenBank genome assembly. Lineage: Eukaryota; Viridiplantae; Streptophyta; Marchantiopsida; Marchantiales; Marchantiaceae.
UGGGUGGCGGGCUGAUGACCUCCAGCGCUGGGCUCCGUAUGAUUGAUUCCUGCUGCUGACUCUGCUCCCAGUUUGCAGGAGGAGUGCUGCUGCGGCUGCUGCUGACUUCCGUAGGCGUUUGUUUCUGAGUGAACUAGUUUCGCAUACUUGCUCCUACUCCGAAUCUCUUGUCUGCCCAUCCGCAAUGGAGGAUGAGGAGGAUGUCUUUGCGGAGAAGAUUAUUGGCUUAACGUACUAUGAAUGUGUUGGGCUGAACAGCAAAAAGGAGAUGCUGUUGGCCAUCGCCAGAGGCGAAAAUGUCGAUCAGCAAGACCCAACUACAGGAGACACUGGAUUGAUUGCAGCACUCAAGACGGGCAAUCGGGAGUUUGUUACGAUGAUUUUGGAAAAGAAUCCGGAUGUGAAGAUCCAGAACCUAGCUGGUGAUUCUGCCCUUCACUGGGCUUGUUUAAAAGGUUUUGCAGAUGUAGCAGCUCACCUACUCAAAUUGGGUGCAGACAAGGAUUUGAAAGGGGAGUAUGGAAAUACUCCUCUGCACUUGGCUUGCAGUUCAAGCAGUGUUGACUGCGUCAAUCUUCUGCUCAUCGAGGGGGCUUCUGUGAAAGUCUUAAAUGAGUUUGGCAAUACUUCUCUACAAAUGGCCGCAGACAUAAAUAUCAAGAAAAAGCUUAAAGCUAUUGCAGAGACUGGUGAGAUAGCAAAGAAAGCUUUAGAAGCCGAAGAAGCUGCUAAAAGAAGAGCACAGUUGGAAGCUGCAGAAGCUGCACGGCUUGCUCAAGAGGAGAUCGAAAGAAAGAAGAAAGAGGAAGAGGCAACUAUCAAAGCCAGGCGAGAUGCGGUUGCUGCGGAAGAGAAAAGAAUUGAGGAGGAAGAUGCCAUUGCUGAAGCAGCUCGUCUUGCGGAACUUGAAAGACUGGAACAAGAAAGGCAAGAGGCAGAGAGAAUUGCCAUCGAGGAGAAGAAAAGGUUGAAGAAAGAAGCCAAAAAGAAGAAAAAGGCUGCCAAAGACGCCAAGAAAGGCGGAGGGAAAAAAGCGGGGAAAAAGAAGUGAAGAAUCAUCAUAAAAUUGUUUCAUCAAACGCUCUCCAGCCUAUUCACUAUCAAAAUUUCAUUUCUCAAAUUUAAUGAUCAACUAUUGUAAUACUGACCACUUAUCUUAUUGUAGUUUCUAGAUUACCAAAUCUUUGGGGCGGUUUGUGCAUGAGUACACCUAAUCUUGAGAACAAUGAUUUCAUUCUCCCCAUGCAUUCCGAUCUUUGUGAGCUAAGUAUGCCUUUGGUACUACUUGGACAAUGUUUUAAUUUGUAAUUUCAGAGAAUGCUGACUUUCGUCAGCUCUUUUCAAAGUUAAA